Molecule: messenger RNA, 2050 nt
Organism: Meleagris gallopavo (turkey)
Lineage: Eukaryota; Metazoa; Chordata; Aves; Galliformes; Phasianidae
Source: RefSeq, a predicted model, not a curated record
AUGGUGCUGGGAAAGAUUUUGGAGAAGCUUGGGAUCUGCAGUGACUUAAGCUUAUUGCGACUUGUGGUGGAUGGAAUACCACCAUGCAGAGAUUCAAAUCUUCUUAUCAAAGACCUCAAAGUAGAUGAGGUACCACUGAGGAUUUAUCAGCCCAAGUGGCCACCUGCUGGCAAAAGAAGAGGAAUACUGUAUUUUCAUGGAGGAGCUGGCACAUUUGGGAGCAUUAGAGCCUUUGAAAGAAUGUGUCGCCAUAUUGCCAAAAAAUGCGACUCAGUGGUUGUGUCUGUUGGACAUUCCAGCUAUCGCUUGGCUCCUGAACACCCAUAUCCUGGGCAAUAUUCUGAUUGUCUCAACGCUACCUUAUACUUUAUGAGGAAUUUAGAUGAGUAUCACGUGGAUCCUGCUCUCAUCAUCCUUGCUGGUGACAGCUGUGGAGCUAAUUUUGCUACGGUUAUUUGCCAAAUACUGGUGAAUAAAAGACAUCUCCCAAAAGUACGUGCGCAGAUCUUAUUGUAUCCAGGACUACAGGGGCUAGAUUUUCAACUGCCUUCCUAUCAGCAGAAUGCCUCAGUCCCCAUAUUGUCUCGGAAGCUAGUCAUCUACUUCUGUUUUCGUUACCUUAAUAGAAAACCAUCAUAUUUUGAAGAUAUCAUACAAAACUGCCAUGUUCCUGAGAGUAUGAAACGGAAAUACAAAAAAUGGAUAAGUGCUGACAAUAUUCCUGAUGAAUUUAAGAUUAGAGGCUACAAACCUCAGAAGUACACUUCGUAUAAACCCGAAGUCCAUGAAGCAAUCAAAGAAGUGCUAGCAAUGACAUUUUCCCCUCUUUUAGCUGAAGAUGCCAUCAUUUGCCAGCUCCCAGAAUCCUAUAUUGUGACCUGUGAGUUUGAUGUGCUUAGAGAUGAUGGGCUGUUAUACAAGAAGCGAUUAGAGGACAAUGGCAUUCAAGUAACCUGGUAUCAUUCUGAGAGUGGUUUCCAUGGCAUUUUAGCCUUUUUUGGCUAUGGGAUUUUUUCAUUUUUAUCUGGAGAAAAGAUAAUGGAUAAUACUGUGAAUUAUAUAAACAGUCUAUAAAAGUAUUUUUCUUGAAAAUGAUGCAGGCCUUACACUAUCCUUGGAAUUUAUGCUUGGCAAAGAAUGCAAACACAUUUAUGUUUUCUAUUUUGACUGUAUGAGGAAUCUAAUUUCUCAUUCUGCAGUUACUUACCAAAAAUUCUAAGGUUAUUUAAAGCACCACCAUUCUAGAAAACAUUAUAAUAAAAACAGACCAAUGAAAUCGAGCACCUCCAGCCAUUCCAGUAGCUGGCACACUGUCAAGGCAAAUAACAUAGAAUCACAGAAUUAUUAAGGUUGGAAAAGACCUCUAAGAUCAUUCAGUCCAACCAUCCACUUACCAUCAAUGCUGCCCACUAAACCAUCUCUUCCUGAAGUUUUCUCUACAGCCUAGAAAUGCUGAAGACAACAACUGGAGGCCACUUUGGCCCUGGUGAAGGUAGGAAAUGUUUGUGGAACCUGUCUUAGGUUCGGUGAAGUCUUGUGUCAGAUAUGCAUUUUAAUGCAGCUAUGCAUUCUAACUCCUAGGGUUAGCUCACACAAGGACUACACUUUUCUUGAAAUAAAGACUUCUUUCUGAAACUGAAGUUCUCAGUUGGAAUUACUAUGAGCUCAAUUUUGUUUGGAAUCUGAGAAAUGAUGUUUUCCUUUGGGAUUUGAUUCUUUAACUGGAACCCCCACACUUCAGUGAAAGCUCCACCUGUUAUUCUGUUUUUCUUUUAAAAGUUCUGACAACUACAGUUGUAAGAAGGAAGAGAAGUGGGACAUUGCAUUAUCUUACCAAGAAGCUGUAAUGUCAUGGCAAUGUUGUGAUGCUUUCAGCAACAGCAACAAAAAUAAAAACCCAUACUGUGAAAAUGUCUGUUUUAAGAGCAAGUUAAAUUUGCUUAACACUUAUUCAGUAACAAAUCUAAAUGCUUGGUGAAAGAAGCAAUGCAACACCAGCAGUGACCACAGCCUUGCUAAUUUUACCUUGUCAGAUCUGUCAUUUCUUAGC